AUGGGGAAUUUCAACCGGCAAAUCGGGAGGAACCGAGCAUUAUGGGCGGGGGCCACCCCUCUGAUAAUAUAUCGGGAGAAUCCGAAGUCCAAUGAACGUGGUUACAAUGAUGUGACCGUCCUUGACAAACAACCCUACGAUGAAACUUUGCACUCAUACAUCAAGGGCGCAGAUGCCGCUUCUGCCGACAUCAACAAAAUCGUUCGAUCAGCUUACGGAUCCCAAACGGAAUAUCAAAAUUUAUCUACCGAAGCGAUUGCUGAAUGGCAUACCUGGAAUAACGAGCUCCAACGGGGCACUCUAGUACCCCCUGGAAUGUCUAUCAAGGAUGCAGUCUUUGUGCCCAAUGGCAACAUUUCUCUAUCUAUAUCCGCUGUGCUGCCAGCAUGGGAGCUUGCCUGUAUUGAUGGAAUGGAGAAAGCCGGAAAUAAGGACACUCAACUAGCUACGAGGAUUCCUCGCCACGUGGAGAUUGCAGUGCAGAAAGGACUUCAGUCAUUCGUGGACCCGUUUCAAAGAGAAAGACGUGGAGAGCACAACACCGGCGUGUUGGAUACCACAGGUGGCAUGGCUGUUGCAGAUAAGGCUUGCCGGUUUGCGUUGCAUAAGGCGCGAAACCUGGGAGCGAAAUUCAUUUUCGGGAAAGAGGCUGGAUAUAUGAAGGAGCUAUGCUAUGAAGAUUCGAAGGUGAUUGGGGUUAAAACUCGGGAUGGGAAAUCACAUGCAGCAGAGUUGACUGUUCUGGCAUGUGGUGGGUGGACACCCGUGUUACUACCCGAGCUUGACGGCCUGUGUGAGGCCAUUGCCGGGAGUGUGAUACUUUUCAAGAUUCCUCGGCAGUCGCCUCUAUGGGAACGACUAGCUGAAGGUGGUUUGUAUGGAUUCCCGAGGGAUGAAAAUCGUUGGUUCAAGGUUGGAUAUCGAGGAACGAAGUACACCAACCCGCUGCGUCAGGGAGAUGGCAAUGAGCGAAGCACACCGGUGACGCGGUGGUCAGCUGCUGAACAAGAUGGGAAUAUCUCUACUGGGGAAGAUUUUACUUCUUUCCCACAACAAGCGCAUCAGGUUCUCAUAGAAUUUCUGAAUGAGUACCUUGCAGGGUUAUCUGAAGAAGGGAUCGACAUCGCCCUGACCAGGGUUUGCUGGUACACAGAUACGUUUGACAACCACUAUUUUGUUGACCGUGUGCCCAAUAGGCAAGGGCUGAUGGUCGCAACAGGUGGCAGCGGUCACGCCUUCAAAUACCUUCCAAACAUUGGGAAUUGGAUUGUCGAUAUAAUGGAGGGCGUUGGCAUGGAUCGAUCGGCGGUUCAAGCAUGGAAGUGGAGAUUUGUCGGUGGACCAACCAACGAUCUCAUGGAAGGUAUUGGUGAUUCAAGAGCUCUCCAAAAUAUAUGUCUCCUCAAAGAAGUGAGCUUGCAGAAUAAAGCAAAGGCCAAGCUAUAG
Penicillium concentricum is the source of this 1446-nucleotide messenger RNA. Its product is annotated as NAD(P)/FAD-dependent oxidoreductase. NCBI's taxonomy places the organism in Eukaryota, Fungi, Ascomycota, Eurotiomycetes, Eurotiales, Aspergillaceae. The record is from RefSeq and is a predicted model, not a curated record. Gene Ontology annotation, molecular function: sarcosine oxidase activity; flavin adenine dinucleotide binding. The transcript is spliced from 3 exons. Bases 1 to 1446 code for a protein of 481 amino acids.